UGGACUUUUUCUAUUUGCAGAUUGUGUAUUUUCUGACCCAGCUCUUGUGCAGCCAUGGAGAAGCCCUGGAGACUGUGGGGGGCGAUGGAGUGGUGCACCCUGACUCUAGUAUCCUGGUCCUGGGGUGCCUGCCGAGUUUCACUUUUGGCUCUCAUCCUCACUUUCCAUCUGUAUGGAGGUUUUUUCCUCCUCGCUCUCAUCCUCGCGUCUGUAGCCGGCAUCCUCUACAAAUUUCAGGAUGUUCUUCUCUACUUUCCCGACCAGCCUUCCUCCUCUCGCUUGUAUGUUCCAAUGCCAACAGGAAUCCCGCAUGAGAAUGUGUAUAUUCGCACCAAGGACGGUGUGAAGCUCAACCUCAUCCUUCUUCGUUACACAGGAGGAGAUUCUGCUUCUGGCAUCACAUCCAACAAUCAGAGCAGCCCCACCUCCUCUGCUCCUCCUACAAUCCUUUAUUUCCACGGCAAUGCAGGUAAUAUUGGUCACAGAGUGCCAAACGCACUUCUAAUGCUGGUCAAUCUGAAAGCAAAUGUGGUGCUGGUGGAUUACCGUGGCUAUGGAAAAAGCGAGGGAGAGCCAUGCGAAGAUGGCCUGUACCUGGAUGCCGAAGCAACCUUGGACUAUGUCAUGACACGCCCUGACCUGGACAAAACAAAAGUGGUACUCUUUGGUCGCUCAUUAGGAGGCGCUGUUGCUGUGCGUCUUGCAUCAGUGAACCCUCACCGCAUAGCGGCCAUCAUUGUUGAAAACACCUUUCUCAGCAUCCCUCACAUGGCUGCAACUCUCUUCUCGUUCUUGCCAAUGCGCCUGCUGCCCUUCUGGUGCUAUAAGAAUCAGUUCCUGUCCUAUAGACAGGUGGCGCUGUGCCGCAUGCCUUCGCUGUUUGUGUCGGGUCUGUCGGACCAACUCAUCCCACCGGUUAUGAUGAAACAACUGUAUGAGCUGUCCCUUGCUCGGACUAAGCGGCUGGCCAUCUUUCCAGAGGGCACGCACAACGACACGUGGCAGUGUCAGGGCUACUUUGCUGCUUUAGAGCAGUUCAUGAAAGACCUGCUGAAGAGCCACGCCCACGAGGAGAACGCUCAGGCCUCAGCCAGCGUCACCAUCAUCUGAUAGAGGGUUAGGGGGUGAAGAGCUAAUUUAAGAAACUUCAUUGAUUUUUGGAGUGAAUGUACAUUUUAUGCUUUUGUUUGGGAUUUUGUUUUUAUUUCCUCUUUCUACUUUUCUGUAAAUUUGAUAUGCUAAAAUAUUUUCACUAUUUCAAGGGUUGAGGAAAUUGUAAUAUCUCCCUGGGUUUUCUUGUGCUUCAAAUAUGAAUGGAUGUGUCUAUGACCUUUCUAUGAAUGAAGCCAGAGCGUAGUUGCUAACAUCACAAGAUGUGCUGAAACCACAGAAGUGUGUUUUUUUGAAAUUACCAGAAAUCAACGGAUUUAGUUUUAAAAUAAGGCUCUGUGGCGUUCGUGUGAAAAUUGCUCAAGACACAAUUGACACAUCCGUGUCUGAUUUUGUAAAUUAGAGUUGUGUGUAGAGGUAUAGUGUAAAUAUAUUUGUUAAUACACAGAACUUUUCAGUUCAGAUUUAACCAAAUCUUUCUUUGUGUGGGUGCUUACACUUUACAAGGAAUACAUUGAGGAAUAUAACGAUGUUUCCCCAUCCCCCUUAGUGUCAUGUACAUGCAACAGCUUGGCAUUUCACAACAUUCUCACGAUAAAUAUUUAUAUGCACCUUCAAAUUUGGCCUUCUACAUUAACAUAUAGAGAAGCUGCUGCAUAUUUAUCAUUAGCUCACACGGAAGAAAUGGUGAGAAAUAUAAGAUGACUCGCUAUUUUCUGUCAAACUUCUUGUUAGAGACAAGAAGCUGCUGCUUUCUCAAGAAUUGGGCACUUUCAAAAUACAGAUCCAUCUGAAUGAGUUGACAUCCUGUCAAAAAGUACGGUUAUUUCUGGAAUUUAAAUGAAAAAGUAAUACUCAUGUAUAUCAUUUGUCAGUAAUUAUUUUAAAGGUGUUUAUGUUAAUUUAGAUGCUUAAGGCUUACACAUAAUUGAAACUUUAAAAUUGACUGUCUUUACAUAAUAAUAAAAAAAUAAAAGGUUACAGCAAGUUCAAUAAAAAAAUGUUAGGAAUCUGUAUCCCCAUGAAGAUUGUCAGCAAAAGGAAGCAGACAGUGCUCUAAAAGUUCCAGUUAGUUGUCAUAAAAUGCUAUGAACAAAACUCAGCAGAUGACAUGACCCCAUAAACCAUCAACAAUUGUGGAAACUUCACACUGAACCUCUAGCAACUUGGAUUCUGUAUCUUUCCAAAAUCCAUCCUGACUGAUCAUUUUGAAAUGAAAUGUAAAAUUAACUUUUUUUCUGUGGGAAAAGGUCUUUGGAUCUGUAUUCAUCCGAAAACCAAGCCCCUCUGUUUUCACCUCAGCCCAGGUAAGGUGCUUCUGGUGUUAUCUGGUGUGGAAGUUACUUGACACAACCAAUGAAACACAUGUAACACAGGUCUUGGAUACAUCUGUGUGGUACCUCUGGGGACCCUUACUUGAGAUGCAGUCCUCACUUUCUGAACAUUUUUUCCUUCCUCUCAACUAUUAGUUUAUAUUCUCUUAUGCAUGUAAACUAACUUUGAAAAGCUUUCUUUGUCAAUGACCCUUUGUGGCUGACCAGAAAUGGGUCAAAACUGUACUGGACUACAGUCAACUCAGCAGUCAUCCCUAUAUUUCAUAUGACUUCUGUGUUUAAAGUCACUCUUUAUUGUCCGAAUGGAGUUUAACAUAUUUCUGAGAUUUAAAUUGGGGGUUUUAAUUGUUCUAAGCCAUAACAAUUCAAUGAUGUCACUCAGUUUUAAUUAAUCUAUAAAUGAGUCAAACUUUUUUUAAGUUGAAUUACUGGAAUAAAUACAUUUCCUGAAAAUAUUCAAAUGUAUCAAGAUUCACUCGUACAACUACCCAACAGAGGAACUCUCAAAAUGAGUUUUAGGCAGUACUAAGCAGCUACUAUAUUGACAUGCUUAGUGCAAAGUGGCAAUACUCAGAGAAAAUUGGUUGCUAUGGUAAUCAGCUUGGCUCAUGUGGAGAUUAGGUCAGUUAAAUAAAUCUAUUUGUGAUAAUUCAGGACAAAGUUUCCACAUUUUAUUUCCAAGCUGUGGUAAUGUGAACAAAUGAGUCAUUCAUAAUAAGCAGGAAAGAAACAAACUGUUAAGCAACAAGAAAACAUUGUGGAUUAUUGGUGAACUGCAACGAAUCCUAAGAACUGCAUUUUUGUGAACUCCAGAGGCACAUGUUAGUUUCAGUUGGUCCUAUGUGUUUUAUGCACCAGCCAGUUCAACUGGGGAUUUCCAGUAAUUGGUCAGUGCUUGUUCCUUCCCCUUUAAAACAUACAGUGUAUGCUGAUGUGUGUGUUGCAUUACAGUAGGGCGGAAUCUGUUAGUCCCUUAAGCACUGGGAAUAAAGUGUGAGCGUUUUUAGUCUAAUGUGAUUAUUUAUGAGCUAUUAUCCUUUGCAUUUUAAUUGUUAAUUGAAGGAUCCUGUCCCCCUGUGCUUCUUUAACAAAAUCGCUUUUCUCUCUUAGGGAGGGCUUUUAAUGAGCUAAUUAACCUUUCCUGCAUGUCUUCCACAGGAUGGGGCUAAAACCUGAAGAUUAAAAUCCUAUUAUCCACUCUUGCUUUCUGAAUGAAGCACACUGCACUGCAGUGGUUUGAAAGCCAUUUGAAUAAAUUCAGUAGGUCUCAGCCAUAUUAGAUUUUUUUUUUUUUUU
This is a messenger RNA of Gambusia affinis (western mosquitofish), 3740 nucleotides long. It is a transcript of the gene abhd13, whose product is annotated as abhydrolase domain containing 13. The transcript has a single exon. NCBI's taxonomy places the organism in Eukaryota, Metazoa, Chordata, Actinopteri, Cyprinodontiformes, Poeciliidae. Gene Ontology annotation, cellular component: membrane. The record is from RefSeq and is a predicted model, not a curated record. Gene Ontology annotation, molecular function: palmitoyl-(protein) hydrolase activity. Bases 55 to 1110 code for a protein of 351 amino acids.